This is a messenger RNA of Phytophthora sojae, 720 nucleotides long. RefSeq lists its product as hypothetical. The record is from RefSeq and is a predicted model, not a curated record. Bases 1 to 720 code for a protein of 239 amino acids. The transcript has a single exon. NCBI's taxonomy places the organism in Eukaryota, Oomycota, Peronosporomycetes, Peronosporales, Peronosporaceae.
AUGAGGGACAUGCAAGGCGAAACGGAUACACUGCGUCUGGAAGGUGAAAAGAAAUCCGCUGCGCUCCAGACGGAAUGUCAAGGCAGAAGUGAAGAAGCGGAAGCGCGUGCAAUUGUGCUGACCAAGAUGCUGGGGGACGCGCAAGCUCAGCUCAGCUCUAGGAACAGGAAACUGUUGUGUUUGCCCAGUCGGUGGGGACCAGUCGAGUGGGUGACAUCAUCCGCUGGUGGUGGUUUGGAGUGGUCCGGUGACGACGAUGGUGAGUGCAAGAGGUCUCCUUGGGGCUCCCAGGUGUACUCGCGCACUCAUUCCUACGACAGGAAAUAUGCCAUCAUGCAUGCCUGGUGCUUUCCUAAGGGUAAGGCGCGCGCUCACAAGCACCACGACGGCCACCGCCACGCCUGGGGAUUCGCGAUCGUCUGGCUCAGUCGUCCGUCGGCUAAUGGAUCAACCAUCGUGGGUGUGACAACGUCCAUCGGCGGCGACUCACCACGAGGUCCCUCUAGAACCGGAGCGUGUCGUCGGUUCAAGAACUCGACUCCUACUCAACUUACUGGGGAGCCAAGCAGGGGCUUCGAAUCACAUCGAAAGUUGGCGAAAUUCCAAGAUUUGAUCCAGUGGGAGCAGCUCACUGAUGCAGCCCGCGAAGCUGACUUCAACAUCGACGGCGGCAAACCAGCAGUUAAGAUGCCUCUGAAGGCGGACGGAUACCCCUUCUAG